AUGCUGUUUUUACACGUAUUUAUAGGCAAAAUCAAUUCCACUGAAAGUUCUGAACCCGAACCAGGCCUUGUUGAGGGUCAAUACGAAGUUAUCGAAUGUUCACAUCCAUCAGUAGAGGGAACGCAAACGAAUAGAGCGUGUUACAAACGAACUGAUAGGCAACAGAACGAAUUUGAACUCUCCUUUUCAGAUGAUGAGUUUUCUGGAUGUGAGCAUAGUAUCGCUGAGUUACUUGAACACAUACCGAGCGGCUGGUCAGAACUCUUCCUUGCAAAUCUCGUUCUAUCUAUCUUCUGCAUCUUUAUACUUUAUUUCCUUGCUAAAAGGAUAAUAAGCGACAUCUGCGAGGCAGUAAGAAGUAGAAUAUCAACCUCAGACAGUGAAGCGGACAAAGCACCAAAAUAA
This is a messenger RNA of Vavraia culicis subsp. floridensis, 405 nucleotides long. RefSeq lists its product as uncharacterized. The coding region runs from base 1 to 405 and encodes 134 amino acids. The record is from RefSeq and is a predicted model, not a curated record. The transcript has a single exon. Lineage: Eukaryota; Fungi; Microsporidia; Pleistophoridae.